Molecule: messenger RNA, 6743 nt
Organism: Argentina anserina (silverweed cinquefoil)
Lineage: Eukaryota; Viridiplantae; Streptophyta; Magnoliopsida; Rosales; Rosaceae
Exons: 10
Coding region: 7-6159 (2050 amino acids)
Cellular component (GO): nucleus
Molecular function (GO): metal ion binding
Source: RefSeq, a predicted model, not a curated record
UCGGAUAUGGACCUCCAUCAGUACCUUCACCACCACCCAAGGUACGCUCCUUCCUCCUCUUCUUCCGACCCUCCUCCUAAUUUCCCAAACUACCCUCACCGCACCACCAACUACCACCACCGCCGCCACUCCCCUUCUUCUCCGUCGCAUCCCCAAAGAACCUUCUCCCCCCGCCCCAUCGAUUCCGAUCAUUCCCGAGCCUUCUCCCCCCACCGCCCUCCGCCUCCCGAUUCCGACCGGCCGCGCUACCGCCUCUACCUCGAGGACUACCGCGACCGGUCCAGGAACUACUCCCCCCGGCCGCGCGAUUACGACUGCGAAUUGCAUAAACCCUACCGCCGCGACCCCGACGGUGGCGGCGCUAGGUUCAGAUCGGAGUACGAGGAGCGGGACCGCCGAGCUGACGACAGCGGCGGCGCUAGGUUUAAACCGGAGUACGAAGAGCAACACUGCCGUGUCGUCCGUCGCUCGAGCAACCGCGACACGGCGGCGAUUGGUGAAGUGGAGUACAUGAAUUCGGGUUGCUACGAUGAGAGCGCGUAUGAGGAGCUGUUGAGGAGUGGGAGGAGGUAUAAGAGGUAUGAGAUUCAAAGGUGGGGCCUUGAGAGGCCUCAAUCGGAGGAGGUGGAGGUGGAGGUGGAGGAGGGUUUGUAUGAUCCUUUCGAAUUGGAUGAACAGGAUGAAGCCGAAAAUCGGAUUGUUUCGGAGAGUAGGGAGAGGGAGUAUUAUGGUUUAGAAUCAGGGAGAAGAACUAGUAGUGAUAGUAGAUGGAAGCAGCAGGUGCAUAAGAAGAGUGUUUUGCUUAGGCUUCAGACGCCCAAGCCCCGGGAGAGGAAUUACUCGGGUUAUUAUGAUGCUUCCGGCUCCGGUGGGGCAUUCAGAGGGAAGGAGGUGUUUGAGUAUGAGUAUUUAGGCCAUGGGAGGAAGGAAGGAGUUGAAGAAGUUGGUGGAGGAGUGGAUGGGAGAGGUGGGAGUAGUCCUCUGGACCUGGACGUUUCAUUUAAGUCGAAUUCGCUGGUGGCUAAGACGACGGUUAGAACUAGGGAGGAGGAGAGGAGAGAUUCAGGUUCCGGUUCGGAUAUGGAUUGUUCAGAGUCGCCGCCUGCUAAGCGCAGUGAGGAUGUCGUAAAUGUGGAUGCUUUGGGGCUUGUUUUGAGUAAGACGUCCAGUCCUGCAAAGGAUGGAGUAGUUACUAGUUCUGACAUGAACUCGCAGCCUUGUUCUGUUGUGACUGAUGAUGCGUUUGUAACGAGUGAAGUGGAAGUAGCAGAAGCGAAGGGCAAGGGUUUAGAUAAAGAUGGCAAGGAUGUUGGUUCCAGUGAGCAGAAGUCUUUUCCCAACACUCCUAAGAAGACCAAAGUAGUGAAGAAAACAGUGAUCAAGAAGAUAGUGAAAAAGGUGACAAACCCGUCAAAAGGUAAGAUUGAUGAACCCGGGACGAGUUUUGUUCAUAGUCCAUCUGCCAGCACUGACAAAGGUGAAAUGUCUUCCAUUUCUAAUCCUUGCGCUAAUGACCUGUGUGUGAUGCCUGUAGAUAAGAAAGUAGAAGCUACUUUGCCGAAUGUUGUAUCAGAUGAAGAAGGCAUUGUGAUAAACUCUUGUAGUGAGAAUAUUGGGAACGACUCAACCUCAAAUUUGGGUUAUUCGAGUCCUGAAGAGAUUAAUACUGAUCAGAAUAACGCUCUGAGUGUAGAUACCCCAGUCAAGGGCUUGGUUACCGUUUCAAAUUCUAACAGCAACGCAACUGAUUCAAUUAGGGUAGCUACUUGUUCUGAAGCUGGUGUUGUGGAUGUCAGCACAUCAAUUUGUCAGAGCGGAGACAUUUUAGCGGUCAAUGAAGUUGUACUAAAAGAAUCAUCACAACCCACGUUGGCUGUAGAAAGCAAUUCCAGCUCUGAUAUCAUAAAUUCAGAUAAGAUUGAUGAACUUAUGAAUGCCAGCAAAACAAUCUGUCAGAGUGGAGAUGUUUUAGCGGUUCAUGAAGUUGUACCAAAAGAAUCAUCACAAGCCAUGUUGGCUGUAGAAAGCAAUUCCAGCUCUGGUUUCUUGAAUUCAGAUAAUCUGCAUGGACUCACGAAUGAAAAGGGUUCCGAACAUGGUGCUGAAACUACCUCAGAGAAACUGUCACAUCGGGAUAUCAUUGUUCCUGAUGUUGGCACUUUGGAUGUGGUAAGCAAACAACCUUGUAGAAAUCAGCUCCAUACAUCACUUCAAAAUGGUGGUGUAUUAGAAGAACAUCCUGAGGCUACAUCUUCAGCAGAAAAUAAUUUGUCUGCUGUUUUGUCGAGUUCAGAGGAGACUAAAGCUGUCCGCUCCAAGAUUGGUAGACGUACCAGGUGGGAUUCUGAUGUGGUUUAUAUUAAGAAAGAUAAGAGUGUUACAGUUUCCAUUGGUGGGAAUGCCAAUUUUACUGGCAAAGACCCAUCCCCUGAAUGUGCAUCUAGAUCUUUUAUAAAUUGUGCCACAGAAAGACUUGCAAAUAUUCCAGUGUCAGUUGGAGAGACUAAGAGUGCAACACCUAUGAUUCAAAAUAAGAGAAAAAUUAAGUCGCAGUUGGACUCUUCAAGGAUAUCCUAUACUUGUGCAGAUCCUGUAAAUAUUUCUGUCCGUGAAAGACCCUUGGAUACUACAGCAAGUUCAUUCCUGAAGGAUCCUAGUCAUGCAGAAGUUUCUGGUGUUCAAAUGACAGAUGUGGGAUCACAGCCUGGUAAUGAUGGGGUCAGUAUUUUAAAUGGAAAAUGUUCAGUAAAUGGGUUUUGUGAUACUAACUUUUCAGGUAGAAUUGAUGUCGAGUAUGAUACCAAUGAGACUUCACCCGAGUCAAAGAGGAGAAAAGUAUCAGGCUCUCAAUUGGCUUUGACGUCAGUUCAAACCAAUGGAGGACCUGCAAAUAAAUCUACAUCUUGUACGCACACAUCUUUAACUCAUAAUGAUGUUUCAACAGAUCAAGCAGACAAAGGUGCUUCUUCUUGCAUAGGUUCUCAGUGUGCUACUUCUAAUAUUAUUCCUUCUCCCAUGGAAAUCAAUGAAUAUCUUGAGGAUAUAAUGGCUGCAGUAUCAUCUGAAACUGUAGCUAUAGCUAGGGACUCCUCUACUACUGAUGAUAUGAAGUUUGAGCGGCAAGGUGUUGAUUCUUUUACAUUUUCUGAAGUGUCAGGUAAUCAACAUAUGGAAGUUCCAUGCCCUUCACAAUUGAAAAUUGAUGAGAAAGAGGAUGGUACUGAAAUUAUGGUUUUAAAUAAUCAUCACCUUGAUAUAGAUGGUUGUCAUGAAAAAGAUAUUGAUGUUUCUGCAACAAAUGAUCACAUUAUGGUCCAAGGUGAGGCUCCAUGUACAUCUCAUUCAGAUGUCCAGCGUGCAAAUUUAAGUGAUAAUUCUUUCGGUAGAAAUAUGGAAUCAAAUGGCCUCAGUAUCAAGGAUAAAUUGCCUUUUGUGCCAAGUGGUCUGUUGUCAGUUGGUAAUGGCAAUGAAGUAACGACUACCAACUCGAGUGAUGAAGGCAUGAAGUCUGUGCCUGAUAUGCUGUCGGAAACAGGUACUCCAGAGACUCCCACUAGUAUCACUGACGUGCAUCUGCUGAUUUGUAAUCCUUCAGUUAUGAAAAGUUUUGACGAAAAAGUUUGUGGGAAUGACAAGAAAUUAGAGGCGAAGUCUGACGUUGCAUCUACUGGGAAUUUAUUCGCAGAGACCAAAACUAAUUUAACAUUAGUUCAUGGGACUGAAGGUCACCAAUCAGUCACAGGAAAGAUUGUACCUUUCAAAUUGCAGGAUUCCAAAAAGACAUCUCAUGGUCCGCAUCUCAUAAGCGCUGAAUCUGCAUUGAAGAACCAGCUAGGUCAGGCUACCCAUAAGAAUGUUCCAGGUCGUCCAUAUCCCGCCUUCACUACCUCACAGAAGGCUACCUCUUCAACGCAUAUAUCAAAGCCUCGGACUUGGCAUCGAAAUGCUAAUGCAUCUGCAAUUCCUCUUCAUGCAAGUACUGUUCCACCUCAAAGGCAGUUGUCACAAAGAAAUGGAAAGCUUGAAAGUAAUUCUUAUGUUCGUAAAGGUAACACCCUUGUUAGAAAACCUGCUUUAGUUGCUGCUGUACCACAAAGCUCUCAAGAUCUCAAUUCAUCCGUUUAUCAGUUGAAUAUGUCAGCUACAGAUGCAUUGAAGAAGAAUGCAGGAUUUGACACGAGAACAGGUGGGAUAAUUGCCCCUUCAGAUAGGCCCACAGCCCCACUACCCAGUGGAGUCAAAAUGUCUACAUCUGCUGCCAUCUCUUUGGAGAUUCCAUCCUCAUUAGCUGAACCUCCUCUAACUGAUUUCCUUGAAACUAAAUCAGAUCCUAUGAAUUGUUCAGGGAUGAAAGAUGUAGAAGGAUCAGUGGACUUGCCGGCAACUUCUGAUACCCAGGAAUUCCAUAGUGGCCCAGUCAACAAUCUACAUGAUGGGAAUUUGACUUCUUCAAAUGUGAAGAAGGUUAUAUAUGUAAAACGAAAAUUAAACCAGUUGGUUGCAUCUUCAAAUCCUUUAGACCUUUCUGUCCACAAUGCUGAUAAGAACCAACCCUCAGAUGGUUACUACAAGAGGCGCAAACAUCAGUUAAUUAGGUCUUCUUUGGAUAGUAAUGGCAAAGGGACGGUUCUCCUGCCCACUGACAAUCUAAAUUCAGGGGUGCAAAAGGCUCGUAAGGUUAUACCUAGUAGAACAUUUAACAAGAAGCGAUCACUUAAGGCUGUUGCAAGGACAAGUAUAAAAAGCUCUUUGGUCUGGACACCAAGUGGUACACAGUCAUCAAUUAAGAAUGGUAGCUCAUAUGACCAUCGGAAGAUUUUGCCUCACCUGUUUCCGUGGAAAAGAGCAACAUACUGGAGAACUGUCAUGCAAACACAGGCUUCCAAUUUCAAUUAUAGUUCCUCAACAACAAUCAGUAAAAAGUUGCUGCUCUCAAGGAUGAGGGAUACCGUAUACACUAGGUCAACCCAUGGCUUUUCACUUAGAAAGUACAAGGUAUUAAGUGUUGGUGGAUCUAGUUUAAAAUGGUCAAAAUCCAUUGAAAGUCGCUCAAAGAAAGUAAAUGAGGAAGCUACACGGGCUGUUGCUGAAGUAGAGAAGAAGAAAAGGGAACACAAUGAUUCAACCUGCACUAGUUCUGGUUUAAAAAUCAGAAAUUCGCCAGCAGGAAAACGAAUAUUUCGCAUUGGCUCUGUUCAUUACAAAAUGGAUCCUUCUAGGCGGACACUUGAGAGGAUUUCAGAUGAUGAUUCCUCGAACUCUGCAGUGCUGAAUUCAGAAAAUGAUGUCAAGAGAUCUUAUGUUCCAAGGAGAUUGGUGAUUGGGAAUGACGAAUAUGUGCGCAUUGGAAAUGGUAAUAAGCUCAUCAGAGAUCCAAAGAAACGAACUCGCAUAUUGGCAAGUGAAAGAGUUAGAUGGAGUUUGCACACUGCCAGACAGCGUUUAGCUAAAAAAAGGAAAUAUUGCCAGUUUUUCACACGUUUUGGGAAGUGUAACAAGGAUGAUGGAAAAUGUCCCUAUAUACAUGACUCAUCCAAAAUUGCAGUCUGCACAAAGUAUCUGAAUGGUUUAUGUUCCAAUCCCACCUGCAAAUUGACCCACAAGGUCAUUCCAGAAAGAAUGCCAGACUGUUCUUUCUUUCUGCAAGGUUUAUGCACCAAUAAAAAAUGUUCUUACAGACAUGUAAAUGUGAACCCGAAAGCAUCUAUUUGUGAAGGAUUUCUUAAAGGUUAUUGUGCUGACGGAGAUGAGUGUCGGAAGAAGCACAGCUAUGUCUGCCCGACUUUUGAAGAAACAGGAACGUGUCCUCAAGGGCUCAACUGCAAACUUCACCACCCUAAAAAGCGAACGAAGGGAAAGAUAAAGAAACGAUCAAUAGAACAUAAAAGUGGUUGGGGACGUUACUUUGUUUCCAAGGAUGUCGCUCUUUCUGAGCCUGUAACUGUGUCUGCAAAGCACUGUGCACACAAUGGUGACGACAUAUUUGGUAAUGAUUUCAUUAGCAUCAAUGGUAGUGAUGAGGAGGCUGGAGAAAGUAACAUUCCACCUGAGCAAACAACAUUUUACGACAGUAAUCCUUCUGAAUUAGACUUAGAUGAUCUUGAUGAGCUAGUUAAACCGGUACUUUUGUUGGAUAAGAUGAAGACGAACAACUUCUGAAGUGGCAGCCAAAGAGAUACAUGAUUUAUACCAUGUAAUGUAGUUGACUACUUGCCGACAGUAUGAUUGGGUAAAUUGAUUUGCGAGAGUAUAGGCUCCCCUUUUUCUUUGAUAAGGUGGAGGUCUUUAGGCCAAGGGAAGAUCCUAAACAGGAACUGGUAUGAGCUUGUGUACCAGCUGAAGCAGGGCUACAGAGAUAUGGAACCCAAGGUGCCUGCGCAUAAUUGUGGUGCAAAAGAAAGCACCAACAAGGAGACUGGGGUAAAAGGUUUUUUUGGUUGUCAAGCUGAGUAUAGCCAGACUUGCGGAUUCUGGGAGGGUCAGAAGAGAUGUUUAUGGAAGACCUUGCGGCCAAUAUUCACUCCAAUGUUCCCAUCUGAGAGAGUUAGCAGCAGAUUCUGCUUAGCGGGCACCAAGUCAAGUGCACGCUGCACUAACCAGAGUUCAUUCUUUUUCUAGGAUUAGAGGUUUCUUUCUUUUUGUUUGUUUUUCUAUACUCUUGAUUGUUGUCCAUGUACAUUUGAUAUACAAGAUAAAUUGAAUUGAAUGGUAAAGCAUUAAAUCUUUGAGUAAGAAACAGAAUG